AAAAAUACCCACCUUAUCUUUAAUUCAUAUAUCGCACUCUAUAUUGUUUAUCUUAUCAACUAGAUUUAGUUUUUCUUCUGAUUUUGUUUCCUGCUGUUCGUGUACCUUUAACUAGUUUAUUCUAUUUUUACCCCAUUUGGCCAGAUUAUUGUUUCCUUUCUUCAUGUCAAUCUCUUAUGGCUCCUAAAUCCGAUAGCCAAAUAUUUAAUCAGUUGUUUUGUUUUAUCAAUUUAUUUUUUUUGACCAAAAAGUUAAUAUAAAUUCCAUGCAUACAAAUUAGAACUCAUAGUUCUCUGAGAUUUUGAAGAGAAUAGUCGUGUCUUAUACGAGAAAAACAAACAAGUGACUUAUUUAAAUUAUCUGUUUGGUUGUUGUUGUCGUUGCUGAUCACUUUUGGAAUCUUAUCUUCCCAAAAAAAAAAAUUAAAUUUUAAUUUACAUAACUUAAGUUCGUAUAAGAAAUAUUAUCCAGACAUGUCGUCUAAUGGAAAGUACUGCUUUGCCAUUGACCGUGGUGGCACCUUCACUGAUGUACUCUGCAUUUGCCCUAAUGGCGAAGUUAAAACCAUGAAACUACUCUCGGAGGAUCCAGCUAGUUAUAGUGAUGCUCCCAGAGAAGGAAUUCGAAGGAUUUUGAAACAGGAAACUGGUAAAGACCUGACACCUGAUGGACUCGUAGAUACUUCGCUUAUUGGCUGGGUGCGUAUGGGAACCACAGUUGCUACCAAUGCUCUUCUAGAACGCAAAGGGGAUCCCGUCGCUCUGGUCGUGAAUCGGGGAUUCAAGGACUUGUUGUACAUCGGAAACCAAGCUAGACCCAAAAUCUUUGACCUUAACAUCCGAAAACCAACUAAUCUGUACAAGACCGUUGUGGAAGUUGAUUGUCGUAUUGUUCCCGAGCAGAAAGGACGCUGUCAGCUGAAAAAUUCCUGGAGAGUUCUGGAAGGCGCUGCAGGUGCUAAGUACCUGGAGAAAUCCCCUAUCAAUCGAGAAACCAUAAGAGAAGACUUGAAAAAGGUCCUUGCUGAAGGAAUCACAUCAGUGUCAGUGGUUCUAGCUCACAGCUAUGCUUGUCCCGAACAUGAGCUAGAAAUUGGCGCAAUUGCCAAAGAGGUGGGAUUCUCUCAGGUGACUCUGUCCCAUCAAGCGAUGCCAAUGUGUCGAUUAGUUGCUAGAGGGUAUACCGCCUGUGCUGAGGCUUAUCUAACUCCGCACGUAGAACGUUAUCUGGCGAGCUUCAAAUCAGGUUUUGAAAAUCAAUUGGAAGGCGUCGAUGUUUUGUUCAUGCAGUCCGAUGGUGGACUGACGCAGAUGGAAAAUUUCCGAGGUGCUCGAGCUAUCUUAAGUGGGCCAGCGGGUGGUGUGGUAGGUUAUGCUGUAACUGGAACACGAGAAACCGAUCAGGCUUUGAUUGGCUUCGACAUGGGUGGUACUUCCACAGAUGUUUCUCGAUUCGCUGGGAGUUAUUCCCAUGUUAUUGAGUCGACGACAGCUGGAGUGACUAUUCAAGCUCCCCAAUUGGACAUUAACACCGUCGCAGCUGGUGGUGGAUCGCAGUUGUUCUUCCGAUCGGGUCUCUUUGUUGUGGGGCCUGAGUCGGCUGGAGCUCAUCCCGGUCCGACUUGUUACAAAAAAGGUGGUCCCUUGACUGUAACUGAUGCAAAUUUGAUCCUGGGUCGCUUGCUUCCCCAGUAUUUCCCAAAAAUCUUCGGCCCAACCGAGAAGGAAGCUCUCGACUAUGAAGCCACCAAGAAGAACUUUGAAAUAAUGCAGAAAGAGAUCAACACCAGCUUGAAUAAGUCUCUGACUUUAGAAGAAAUCGCUUUGGGCUUUAUUCGAGUUGCUAACGAGGCCAUGUGUAGGCCGAUUCGUGCCCUCACCCAAUCUCGAGGUCUGGACACUUCAAGGCACGUCCUGUCUUGCUUCGGAGGAGCUGGCGGACAACAUGCUUGCAGUAUUGCCCGUGAAUUGGGAAUGUCCAAGGUGUUAAUACACAAGUACGCUGGUAUCCUGUCGGCUUAUGGUAUCGCCCUAGCUGAUGUUGUCCAAGAAGUUCAGGAGCCAUGUGGGCUUGAAUUCCACGACAAGAACUCUGUUCUCCUUAAGAAACGCCUCGAUGAACUCUCAUCCAAGUGUCGUUCCCAUUUGGAAGCACAAGGAUAUAAAGAAAUCGUGCUGGAGCCUUUCCUUCACUUGCGUUACGAAGGCACUGACUGUGCGUUGAUGUGCUCAGCUACUGCUCUGGAAAACGCAGCUCAAUCCAGUGAUGUCCUCCUCGCCAAUUACGGCGAUUUCAAUGCCACAUUUUUGCAACGCUACAAAACCGAAUUCGGAUUCGUUUUGCAAAAUCGAAAGAUCAUCGUCGAUGACAUUCGGGUGAGAGGAUCAGGCAAGAACAGAACCCCUCCAGAGUUGGAGAUCGCCAAGGCCAGCAGUGUCAGUCCUGAAUCCCAAGGAACUACGAAAAUCUUCUUUGAUCAAGGCGCCUUUGAUUCACCAAUCUACCUAACUUCUCAGCUUUUGGCGGGACACAAAGUCAAAGGACCGGCUAUCUUUAUCGACAAGCUGUCCACUGUCCUUCUCGAGCCAAAUUGUGAAGCCGAAGUAACCAAAUGUGGAGAUUUGGUAAUCCACAUUGGGUCGGGAUCAAAGAAGGAGGUCGAUGAUAAGUUAGAUGCCGUCCAGUUGAGUAUCUUCAGUCAUAGGUUCAUGAGUAUUGCAGAGCAAAUGGGACGAGUCCUCCAGCGAACUUCGAUAUCGACCAACAUCAAGGAACGAUUGGAUUUCUCGUGUGCUCUUUUCGGCCCUGAUGGGGGUUUGGUCAGUAAUGCUCCACACAUUCCAGUUCAUCUUGGAGCCAUGCAGGAGACAGUCCAGUAUCAACUGAAGGUCCGAGGAGGAACUUUGAAGGAUGGCGAUGUUCUGCUGUCCAACCAUCCUCAAGCUGGAGGCUCACAUCUUCCUGAUUUGACUGUCAUCACUCCAGUUUUCUACAAAGGAGAAUCGAAACCAGUGUUCUUUGUUGCAUCUCGUGGACAUCACGCUGAUAUCGGUGGUAUCACUCCAGGUUCAAUGCCACCCCAUUCGACGACUCUGGCUCAAGAGGGAACCGCAUUCAAGUCGUUCUUGAUAGUCGAGGAGGGAGUCUUCCAGGAGGAGAAAGUUGUUGAGCGUCUAACGACUCCAACUGGUGCUAAGGGUGCAACCGGAACUCGAAAUCUCUCCGAUAAUCUUUCGGACUUGAAGGCACAAAUCGCCGCCAAUCAUCGAGGUAUCCAACUUGUCUCGGAACUGAUUGACUCAUAUGGACUCAACGUGGUCCAAGCGUACAUGAGCUUCAUCCAAGAAAACGCCGAACUGGCUGUGAGGGAUAUGUUGAAGCAAAUUGCCAAGGACGCCAAAGCACGAACAGGUUCCACAGUUCUGGAAGCCGAAGAGCGAAUGGACGAUGGAUCUCCAAUUCGACUUCGUGUAACCAUCGAUGAGAACGAAGGAUCAGCUCUGUGUGAUUUCUCAGGAUCCGGCUAUGAAGUGUGGGGUAACUGCAAUGCCCCCAGAGCCAUCACUCUUUCGGCUCUCAUCUAUUGUCUCCGUUGCAUGGUUGGACAUGAUGUACCCCUGAAUCAAGGAUGUCUGGCUCCGAUCAAGAUUAUCAUCGAAAAGAACUCUAUUCUCGAUCCCUCAGAUGGUGCUGCUGUAGUUGGAGGUAAUGUGCAGACUUCCCAACGAGUUGUAGACACAGUUUUGAAGGCAUUCCGUGUGUGUGCCGCUUCUCAGGGAUGCAUGAAUAACGUCACCAUUGGUGAUGAAGAUUGGGGCUACUAUGAAACCGUUGCCGGAGGCAGUGGAGCUGGACCCACUUGGCAUGGUUGCGGUGGUGUUCACACCCACAUGACCAAUACUCGAAUUACUGAUCCCGAAAUCAUGGAACUACGCUAUCCGAUGAUUUUGAAUAAAUUCUGUUUAAGAGAUGAUCAAUCAGGUGGAAAUGGUGCCUUCCGUGGUGGUGAAGGUGUUCAUCGGGAGUUACUCUUCAGGAAGCCACUGACUUUGUCAGUUCUCACCGAACGUCGUACCUUGCAGCCAUAUGGUUUGAAUGGUGGACACCCGGCUAAAAGGGGAUUGAACUUGUUGGUGAAGAAUGAUGGAAAGAUUGUAUGUUUGGGUGGCAAGACUGCAGUUGAUGUUGAUACUGGGGAUAUUUUCUCAAUGAAAACUCCUGGUGGAGGUGGCUAUGGAACUCCCAAAGAUGCCAUUGUGAAUAUUGAUGAUGUUGUUGAUGAGAAUCAACAGUUUAUUGAACGAGGAAGUGUUUUUGAAUAUCGUCAAGCUCAAGAAUCUGGUUAAGCUUUAUAAGUAAAUGUUUUAAAUUUGUGAAUAAUUCUUGUUGAAUUUUCUAUAUUGUUUUAUAUUAUUUUUAAUCAAUAAAAAUGGUGCCUGCAGCUAAACACAUUUGAUAAAAAAAUGA
Molecule: messenger RNA, 4467 nt
Organism: Eupeodes corollae
Lineage: Eukaryota; Metazoa; Arthropoda; Insecta; Diptera; Syrphidae
Product: 5-oxoprolinase
Exons: 7
Coding region: 474-4346 (1290 amino acids)
Biological process (GO): glutathione metabolic process
Cellular component (GO): cytosol
Molecular function (GO): 5-oxoprolinase (ATP-hydrolyzing) activity
Source: RefSeq, a predicted model, not a curated record